AUGAUGUACUCUUUAGGUUUUGCUGCCCUUGCGGUUCUUGCUGCUGCAGCUCCAACGGAGACUGAGAAGAAUGUUGCCCAGAUUCAACCCCGUGCUGCUUGCUCUACGGCUGUCAAGCUGGCCGCUGGAUCAAACCCAUUUUCAGGAAAGAGCUUUUAUGCCAAUGAGUACUAUGCUGGAGAGAUUGCAACCGCAAUGGCUAGUGUCACGGACGCUUCGAUCAAGUCGCAAGCAGAGAAAGUUGGAAAGGUCGGAAGCUUCUUGUGGAUGUAAGGAGACGGAUGCCUAGUCCCAUAAAAUAUUUGUGCUAACGGAUUUUCAAAUAGCGAUACCAUUGCCAGAGUUCCACUCGUCUCCGAUACUCUCAAGAAAGUCUCUUGCAACGAGAUUGCACAGAUUGUCAUCUACGAUCUGCCAGGGCGUGAUUGUGCUGCUAAGGCUUCGAACGGUGAACUUGCCGUUGGGGAAGUCAGCAAAUAUAAGUCUCAGUAUAUUGAUCGUGAGUAACGAAAUGGAAUACUCUGGCCAAUUGUGUGUUCUAACUCCUUUCUUCAGCUAUCGCCGCUGCGAUCAAGGCAAACCCAAAUGUCGCAGUUGCCCUGUUGAUCGAGCCCGAUUCCCUCCCCAACUUGGUUACCAACUCCAACUUGACAACCUGCCAGCAAUCCAAAGCUGGUUACGAGGAGGGUGUUGCGUACGCACUGAAGACACUCAACUUGCCAAACGUUGCCAUGUACAUCGAUGCAGGACACGGAGGAUGGCUCGGAUGGGAUGCUAAUCUCAGUAUGUUGAAUAAAAAGCAAGGCUCUUAUAAUUGCCACUGACACCUUUCUAGAGCCUGGAGCAGAAGGUAUCGCCAAGGUCUACAAGUCCGCAGGAUCCCCCUCUCAAGUAUUUGGCUUCGCCACCAACAUUGCAGGCUGGAAUGCAUGGAGUGCCUCCCCAGGAGAAUUUGCCGGUACCUCCGAUGCCCAAUAUAACAAAUGUCAAGACGAGAAGCGAUACGUCGAAGCCUUUGCACCUCUCCUUAAGACUGCUGGCAUGCCCAACCACGCUAUCGUCGACACAGGAAGAAACGCAGUUCAGGGUCUCCGCGCUGAAUGGGGCGAUUGGUGUAACGUCAAUGGUGCUGGUUUCGGUGUUCGACCAACCAGCUCCACUGGUAACUCUCUGGUUGACGCUUUCGUCUGGGGCAAGCCGGGUGGAGAGUCUGAUGGUGUUUCUGACCCAAGUGCUGACCGAUAUGAUUCCUUCUGUGGACAUGACGACGGUAAGUCGACAAUCCAUAUCCACCCUCUAGAAACUCACAUGCUAACUCGCCCUCGCAGCAUUCAAACCAUCUCCUCAAGCUGGUCAAUGGAACGAGGCAUACUUUGAGAUGCUCCUCAAGAACGCCAAGCCAUCAUUCGCAUAAAUUCUUCCUUUCCUCCAUCAUCCGGAAAGUUGCACAUUGAGGAGGUUUGUGACAUGGAAAAGUCGCUCGUUUUUCCCUUAUGCGUCUUUCCUUUCGUUAAAGAUGAAUAUCAUGUUCCCUUCUUACUCGUAUAUAUUGUGGUGUGGAAAAG
Hymenoscyphus albidus is the source of this 1565-nucleotide messenger RNA. NCBI's taxonomy places the organism in Eukaryota, Fungi, Ascomycota, Leotiomycetes, Helotiales, Helotiaceae. The record is from the annotation of a GenBank genome assembly.